UGAUAUUACAUGACAAUUUAAAGAACCAUUGUAAUCUCAAAAAAGUGCGCAUCAUUAUUAUCUAAGUAAGCAACACUCACUAAUAAUGUAAAAAUAGAAACACAACAAAUGAAGAACAUCAAUGAAAAAUAAAAAUAUAUGAAUUGAGUGAUGACGUAAUGACAAGAAAAGUUUGGCUACUGUUAUUAGUGGCAAUAAUAUGUAUAAUACAAACAAUAAAUGGUAACAUCAACAAUAAUAUAACAUCAACACAGAACAGUUUAACAACUAUAAUACCAACAUUAAUUGCUGCCCCACAAUCAUCCACACACAAUUGUGUACCAAAAAUAUUAAACACAAUUCCAAUACCGCCAAAAGCAUUAAGUUACAUAACAAUUGCAACAGAUGCAGCAAGUAUUAUAAGUAAAUUUCCCAAACAUCAUUCAAAUAUAACACGAGAAGCAAUCUUCGUACGUACAAUAUUCAAUCAGCAUACACGUAUAUUUGCAAUUGCAAUAAUAUCACCAGAUCAUCAUAAUUUAUUGGCAUAUCGUAAACGUGAUCGUUUAUUGAUACAUCGUAAUCGUACAAUUGAAACCGAACCAUUUUGGAAAGUUAUCGAUUUUAUUAAACAAAACAAUGGUGGUAAUACAUGGUCGCCACCAUUACGUGAUUGUAUAUUAAAUCGUGGUACAUGGUAUCAAGGUUAUUUAGCAACAGCACAUAAAAAUUUCCAUGUUGCCAUAUUUAUACCGGUGGUAUUGAAUCAAUGCGAUUUAUUAUUGGCGGAUAUAUUUGGUGGUCGACAUAAAUGUGAUGAUUAUUCAACUAAAUGUGUACCAAAAACUGAAUAUGGAUUAAAACGAGGUGGUUACAAAUGUGUUUGUCGAGAACGAUUUUAUUUUCCCGAUGUGAAUAAUACUUGGACGGGAUUUUCCGGUGAGGAUAUUGAAAACGAGCUUGUCAUACCACGAUGUUCAGAAUGUCCAACAAUAUGCGAUCGUUGCGAUCACGAAGGACAAUGUAUGGCACAUCCCGAUCUGGUAUUAAGGAGUGCAGUGCUUGGUGUACAAGUCACAUGUAUGGGUGUAACAAUUAUAAUAGGAAUAGUUGUAUUCAAACAGAGAAAAUGCAAGACAAUUGCAUCCGGAAUGUGGACCAUACUGGAAACAAUCUUGUUGGGAAUAUUCCUACUUUAUUCAACUAUUGUGAUACGUUUCUUCGAACCAUCAGUGGAACGUUGUAUAUUAGAAGCAUGGGCACGUGAACUUGGUUUUAUAAUAUGUUAUGGUGCAAUUGUAUUAAAAUUAUAUCGUCAUUUAAUUGACUUUCGUACAAGAAAAGCUCAUCGUUGGGUUGUGAAGGACACAGAUUUAUUAAAAUAUUUAUUUGUAAUGAUUGCUGCUGUAUUUGCAUAUUUAUCAGCGUAUACAGCCACGACAAUAGAUUUUCUAAAUGAACAUUUUAAUAUAUUAAUUACAAGUUCAAAUACAUAUGGUAUGAACUUUUUAAUGUGUAAACCAUUAUUAUGGGACUAUGUGACACAAUGUGCUGAAUUAUUUAUAUUAAUAUUUGGUAUACAUUUAAGUUAUGCAAGUCGUAAUGCUGCCACUCAGUUUCAGGAACGCCGUUUUCUAUGUGCAGCAGUUAGUGUAGAAUUAGCCCUUAGUGGAAUAUUUUACAUAAUUCGUCCAAUGUAUUUACCAUAUGUACAUCCAGAUCAUGAAUAUUUAGCAUAUUUUAUUCGAUCCCAAUUGACAACAACAAUUGUUUUAGCAUUACUGUUUAUACCAAAAUUAUGGUACCAACAUAAACAAGCUCGUUCAUUAGCUCAAGAAUUCUCAUGUCGACUUCCAGUGGAUGCAUUUAAGCCAGUACAAUCGUGUAACACCCAUGGUCCGUUAAUGUCGAAUAAUAGUGAUGUUGAUGUUGGUGAGAUUACAUUAGCUGACAUGAGUCCAGAUGAUAUACGCGCCGAAUUAAAACGUUUAUACACCCAGUUGGAGAUAUUAAAGAACAAAACACUACGAGCAAAUAAUCCACAUAUAUCAAAACGUCGAGGUGGCCGAAAAGUUGCACAUAGACGUUUCUCAUUACAGAAAAAAGGAAGCCGAGAAAAGGCAUUACAUGGUAAACAUCAUCGAUCCCAUAAACACAAUACAUCUGAAGUUGAAGUUACAGAAGGUGAAAUGUCACGCACUCCCGAAGAUUCAGUAUGCAGUGGCGAAGGUCCUAGUGCAAUUUAUAAUGAUUUAGCGUCAACCUACAGUGAAUUAAUUGGGACACCAAAUGCGGCAGCUCUAAUAAAACCACCUCCAUCAUCGAGUUCACAAUAAAAAAAAUGUAAAUUAUUAUUAACUUAAAAACAAUUUUUAAAUUUAACAGUGUGGGCACUAUAGAAAAAAGGUACCUUUGUUGUUAGCAAUAAAUAAAAUCAUAUAUUAAAACCUAAUUAUUUACCCAUUAAGAGCUAAA
This is a messenger RNA of Chrysoperla carnea, 2454 nucleotides long. RefSeq names its product probable G-protein coupled receptor 158 (gene smog). NCBI's taxonomy places the organism in Eukaryota, Metazoa, Arthropoda, Insecta, Neuroptera, Chrysopidae. Gene Ontology annotation, biological process: G protein-coupled receptor signaling pathway. Gene Ontology annotation, cellular component: membrane. The transcript has 9 exons. The record is from RefSeq and is a predicted model, not a curated record. Bases 159 to 2315 code for a protein of 718 amino acids. Gene Ontology annotation, molecular function: G protein-coupled receptor activity.